GUGUCAACCAGCACAAAAGCGUUCAAGGUGUAUUGGCUGCUAUUGUUGGUGGUGCAUUUUGCUUCACUCGCCCUCGGUCUCCUCGAAACCAUUUCGGAAGAGGCUCAAUUUUAUCCCAUUGCUCGCUCGCUGGCAGUAAAUUUGGACGAGUUAAGCCCGAUAGUAGAGCGUCAGCGGUCUUUUACGCGUAAACAGUGUCCGUGGGGGAACCGAAACCUGUUCAGCAGGACGAUUGCUUUCUGCGCCCGUGCGGGAGAAAAUCAGCAGCACAGCUCCAGCACGCAACAGCGAGCGGGACACACACCACCACUUGACACGGACGGGAGGCGGUCCCCACCCAACACGGUCCGCUUUCGGUUGGCGGGGGAUGCGUUUCGUCGCGGAUACGGCCACCCGACUGACAUGAGCUGAUCGGUCCGCCAUUUUUCCGUCUACAUCAACCCAACAACCAACAGUAGCCGAAACGAGUAGUACGGUACGCGCAAAGAUGCAAGCCGAAUUGGAUUCGGACCAUGUCUUCCAGCCGGGGCGUAGCGACAUGGGGCUGAAAACGCUUUACAACACGAACAGCGUGCUGCGCAAGAUCGCCAACCUGUACGCGGAGCGGCUGAUGUCGGACGUCACGCUGGUGGUGGGCGAAAAUCGCUACCCGGCCCACCGGAUCAUCCUGUGCGCGAGCAGCGACGUCUUCCAGGUGAUGCUGAUGAACGCGACCUGGCGCGAGUUCGGCGACGCGGUCAUCACGCUGCAGGAGGAGGAACGGUGCCAGGGCGUGUUUCCCCAGUUUCUGCGCUACAUGUACGUCGGCAAGAUGACGAUCUCGGUCGACACGGCCGUCUACAUACUGAAGCUCGCGGACAAGUACAACAUCCACGAUCUCGUGCAGAUCUGCAUCAACUACAUGAAGCUGCACCUGAACAAGGCGACGGCGAAGGGCCACUUCGUCGAGUGGCUGCACAACGCGCUGCAGAUCUGCCCGGGGCGGAAGGAUCUGAUCUCGAUGCUGGAAAACUACCUGAAGUGGAACCUCGAGCGGAUCGUGUCGUACCCGGGGUGGGAGCAGCUCAGCCCGGGCCUGAUGAACUGGCUGCUGCAGCAGAACGAUCUGGUCGUCCGGAGCGAGUUCCGGCUGUACGAGCUGGUGGAUGUGUGGUUCCGCUACCAGCGCGCGCAGAUCGAGGGCCGGUACGAGAUGCGCGACCAGGACCGGGAGAGCGCCAUCAACAAGCUGAUCCACGGCGUGCUGGUGCACAUCCGGUUCGCGAUGAUGAGCCUGCCGCAGCUCGCGAACGUGCUGAUGAGCGGCGCGUCCGUCCGGAACCUGAAGGAGUUCUACGUCGGCCGGGUCGCGGACGGCAUGAACUUCCACUCGCACCAUCUCGAGAUCGUCGGCGCGAUACGGGCGAGCGAGAUGGGCGAGCUGCAGUUCACGCCGCGGCUCUACUCGAGCGACCUGUGGAGUCUCGAGAUUGCGGUCGACUACUUUCACCGGGUGGAGAAGUACUCCAGCGUCGCGUCGGUCUUCUUUACGCCCACCAGCUUUAGCGACGUGGACGAGGAAAGCAACGGAUGGGAUGUGGAAUUUUUCCCGCUCGGCGUACGGUACAAGCCGGCACAGCUGAUCGGCAUCUACAGUGCGGCCACCAACCGGGAGAUACCGGAAUGCAUCAUACGCACGGUGCGCUUGCGAAUCACCAGCCAGUCAGCGAUGCGAACCGAGUGCCGAUACAUGGUCGGUGUGCUGAUCUGUGGCAUGAUGAACGAAGAAGAGUACGUGCGCCACUGUCACGUCCGGGUGGCAUACUUCUCCAGCGAUCAUCGCGUGCUGAACAUCGACAACCUGAUACCGAUCGGGGAGCUGCAGAUGGGUACGCGAAAGUACAGCCAGUACAUGGUCGGCGAGGAGCAGAACACGAUCAGGAUAAAGGUCGUGAUCGUACCGCUGAACCGUUUCUCCAACGUGUUCGCACCACCGUCGGAGUGAAGCGACCAGACGCGCGACAAGCUACGCUAGGGCAAGGAUGGACUUAGGUUUAGAAGCAAACGAGAGGAUUUCAUAGUUUGCGUCGUGUUGUUGAAAAAAGGGCCAUGCAUUUUUUGUUAAAUUAUUCCUCUACUAACUUACACAUCCUGCUGUAUCGAAACGUAAUUUGGAACUUCGACAUAAUUCAUCACAAGACGGGGGAAAAGCUGCGGUUCUUUUUGUUUGCUGGCUUUCUUUGAGUUGAAAAAUUGGAAUUUGAACUGAAACUAUUUUGUGAACUGUUAUUCUACUUUGCGACCACGAUUGCCCUGGAAUGGCAUUAUUUUCCUUACUCUUGUAACACAUUUGAACGAGAAUAGAACUGUAGUUAGUGUAAACCAAACAGCCAAGGGCAGAGGGUAGUUUGUUAUUCAUUUAUUCAAAAAUUUGCCGCUUGCACCCAAACACAGGCUGGUUCACUGAGGCGAUGUGAAUAAUGCGAGACUGGGCGGGUGUGUGUGUGUGAGAGAGAGAGAGUGUGUGUGUAUGUGGAAGUGAUUGAGCAUUAGAUUCCGAAUUAAAUUGAAAACGAGAUAUUCGUAUUCUCUUUCAGUAUGGAUUUUUGUUACUGAAACAUCUACAAAUUUUCAGUACUAUUGCCACCUUUCGACUGAGCAUUGAGCAAAGCAGUGUACCGAAUGCAUUGCAGUAUAGUACAUUUUUUUCAGCAAUCAGAAAAAUCAGGAAACAAUUCGCCGUCUAACCAACCUGCAUACGAUCAAACCGACAUACAAUCAAAUCAACCUGCCAGUUGAAACAUCAAAGCAAACACGACCUUCGCUUCGUUCGUCGUAUGGGAAAAUAUUGAUUUUGGUAGGCGCUUUCGGACAAGAAAUUUUCAGAUUUUCGGAGGGAAUGAUUGAAAGAGCCCGUUUUGUUGCGUGAAGUAUCAGCUAGAAUUAUAAACUUUUUGUUUUCAAGAGGUGCACUAAAAUUAGAAUCAAAGAGGAAGAAUUA
Molecule: messenger RNA, 2980 nt
Organism: Anopheles arabiensis
Lineage: Eukaryota; Metazoa; Arthropoda; Insecta; Diptera; Culicidae
Gene: Tango10
Product: BTB/POZ domain-containing protein 17
Exons: 4
Coding region: 488-1984 (498 amino acids)
Molecular function (GO): protein binding
Source: RefSeq, a predicted model, not a curated record